Molecule: messenger RNA, 473 nt
Organism: Staurois parvus
Lineage: Eukaryota; Metazoa; Chordata; Amphibia; Anura; Ranidae
Source: the annotation of a GenBank genome assembly
AUGGGCCCCUGUACCGCCUCCUCAUGCUGCUGCCAGGCCCGUAAUCUGCCAUGGGCCCCCGUACCGACUCCUCAUGCUGCUGCAGGCCCGUAAUCUGUCAUGGGCCCCUGUACCGCCUCCUCAUGCUGCUGCCAGGUCCAGAGUGUGUCAUGGGUCCCUGUACGGCCUCCCAUUGCUGCUGUCUCCAUCGCCACACUCUGCCAUGUGCCACUUUCAGGUCUCCUCACACUGCUGGUGGGUUCCAUUUUUUCAUAGGGUGCUGUAUGGCCUCCCAUUGCUGCUGCCUCCACCGCCACACUGUGGCUCCACACUCUGGUUUUGGCCCCGUGACUGCCCAAAUGAGUGAAGUGUGCGGUGAUUCUAAGAUCGACGGCACUCAUCUGCAUGUCAUACUGACUGACAGUAUUAUUUCUCUUCCCCAGCAGACUCCAAGGGCAUUUAAAUUAAAGGUACAGUGUUCUGCACUAAUAUAA